Messenger RNA from Bactrocera dorsalis (oriental fruit fly), 940 nucleotides. Its product is annotated as putative gustatory receptor 2a. NCBI's taxonomy places the organism in Eukaryota, Metazoa, Arthropoda, Insecta, Diptera, Tephritidae. Gene Ontology annotation, cellular component: membrane; axon; neuronal cell body. The coding region runs from base 10 to 768 and encodes 252 amino acids. Gene Ontology annotation, biological process: sensory perception of taste. The transcript is spliced from 3 exons. The record is from RefSeq and is a predicted model, not a curated record.
AUUUGUUUCAUGCCAAUCAGUGUGCUUAUCUUCAAGCAGUUCCAAUUCUACAAUCUAAUGCAUGUCUUGAAAACCAAAUUUGACCUGAUCAAUAACAAGCUGAGCAAAUUCAACCGAGAUACACGCUUCACCAGCGAGCGGAGGCAUAUAGUGACGGUGCGGAAAAGCAACUCGGUCAGUGAGGUGCCCCUGACCGAUGUGCCGACGGCUUCACAGAAAACCGACAUGCUGAACGAGGAACCGAACGUUGACCUCUUGCAAAAACUGUUAACCAUUUAUUCAAAUGUUAGCGAUGGCAUCGACUUGGUGCUGCGCAUCUUCGGAUGGCAUCUGCUCUUUCUCACCGCGGUCUCCUUCGGCGUAAUCACCGUUCAAAGUUAUAAUUUGUUCUCACUGAUAAGUCAUUCUCUGGUGAUACCCACUUAUCACGUUGUCUUCAUUGUGUCUUGGAUCCUGGUGCAGGUCAUGGCAUUCGCGGUAAAUAUCUUAAUAUGCGGAAAGACAGCAAGAAUGAUGGACACGACUAUUUCGAUUUUGCACAAAAUUCGCCUGUCUUCGAAUGAGGCCCCAAACGCCUGUGUCUUCUACCAAAUUCUGCAGAUUUUCUCCAUGGAAGUCUUGCAGAGGAAACGAAAUUUUAACGCAGCGGGCUUCUUUGACAUGGACUACAAGCUGAUCACAUCGAUUAUUGCAUCAGCUACCACUUAUCUGGUCAUUAUAAUCCAAUUCCAUUUGACCAAUAUACCGGAUUGCCAUUUUCCCAAGUAAAAAUUGUGUCAAACACUGUUGUUCAAUCCGCUGAGGAUGGAAUCGAGUUCCUGGAGCACAGAAUUGAUAUGUCUGUAACUCCCAAUGCCACAUUUAAGUGUUAAAAUUUGUUGACUUUUAUUUUCUUAAAUAUGUUUAAUAAACACGAAAAAGUUAAAUUUUAAUAAAGUGU